Messenger RNA from Leishmania major strain Friedlin, 174 nucleotides. RefSeq names its product small hydrophilic endoplasmic reticulum-associated protein (sherp) (gene SHERP). NCBI's taxonomy places the organism in Eukaryota, Euglenozoa, Kinetoplastea, Trypanosomatida, Trypanosomatidae. The record is from RefSeq and is a predicted model, not a curated record. The transcript has a single exon. The coding region runs from base 1 to 174 and encodes 57 amino acids.
AUGGACCAGGAGACAAGGGACCAGAUGAAAAACGCCGCGGCGGAGGCGAAGGACAAUGUGCACGACAAGAUCCAGGAGCUGAAGGACGAUGUGGGGAACAAGGCUGCAGAGGUCCGUGACGCAGUGAGCAGCACGGUUGAGAGCAUCAAGGACAAGCUAAGCGGUGGCUCGUAA